Molecule: messenger RNA, 655 nt
Organism: Hyposmocoma kahamanoa
Lineage: Eukaryota; Metazoa; Arthropoda; Insecta; Lepidoptera; Cosmopterigidae
Gene: Taf13
Product: transcription initiation factor TFIID subunit 13
Exons: 5
Coding region: 120-512 (130 amino acids)
Biological process (GO): transcription by RNA polymerase II
Cellular component (GO): transcription factor TFIID complex
Molecular function (GO): protein heterodimerization activity
Source: RefSeq, a predicted model, not a curated record
AAAUGGAAUAAUUCGUUCAAUAGCUGUUUUUAUUUUGUUGUAAAUUCGUAUCGUAUACAAAUUUACCUGAAACCUAAAUACAGAUUUCACUUAGAAACUAAUAACUAAAUUAUGUUAAUAUGGCUACUCCAACUCCAGAUACACCGGAAAACUAUGAUCAGUUCGAGGACGACGAGUCAGAGCAGCAGCUCGGAGCCACAGCCUCCGGUCGAAAGAGACUAUUCAGUAAAGAGCUUCGUUGCAUGAUGUAUGGCUUUGGAGACGAUCAAAACCCAUAUACUGAAAGUGUAGACUUUUUAGAAGAUCUGGUUAUAGAAUUUAUAACAGAAACUACUCACAAAGCAAUGGAAGUGGGAAGAACAGGAAGAGUACAAGUAGAAGAUAUAAUAUUUUUAGUUCGUAAGGAUCCUAGGAAAUAUGCCCGUGUCAAAGAUUUGCUCACUAUGAAUGAGGAACUAAAGAAAGCUAGAAAGGCUUUUGAUGAAGUCAAAUAUGUUGAAGAUCAACAAUAAUAAGGUGGACAUCGGUCACCAUGCUUCUAAGACUGAUAAUGAAUGACUAUGAAAAUAAAUGGCUAUGAAAGGUUUUUUAAACCAAAAUAUCCUCUUUACUACAUCAAAAGCAUUCCGCUAGUAAGUUUUGAAUAAAAUAAUGA